Messenger RNA from Ruditapes philippinarum (Manila clam), 2442 nucleotides. Its product is annotated as solute carrier organic anion transporter family member 4A1-like. The record is from RefSeq and is a predicted model, not a curated record. Gene Ontology annotation, biological process: transmembrane transport; sodium-independent organic anion transport. NCBI's taxonomy places the organism in Eukaryota, Metazoa, Mollusca, Bivalvia, Venerida, Veneridae. Gene Ontology annotation, molecular function: protein binding. Gene Ontology annotation, cellular component: membrane. The transcript has 20 exons. The coding region runs from base 1 to 2442 and encodes 813 amino acids.
AUGUCUAGUACUAAGAUCUUCCCAGAAAUAGUGAAUGAAAGGGAUAAAACAAACACAAGAUCGUCUCUGACAGAAGGGAAAAUGAAUGGAGUACACAGGGUCAAACAAGAGGAAGAAGAAGAAGAACAACAACAACUGUUUGGAUGGGGGCCUGUGACCCCAAGUUAUGCUGGCAGCAAAGGAAAUCGACCAAAGUGGAUUGCUGUUGGGUGUGCCAUUAUGGGUGCUGGGUCCGUGAUAUUCCUGUUGCCACAUUUCAUAGCUGACCAAUAUGACUAUCGAGCUGUAGGCGAAACAUCAAAUAUAAGUUAUGUAUGUGACCCUGCACGUGAAAGCACGUGCUUAAAAGAUUUGUCAUCGUCAUUUUAUUUGUACAUAUUCAUGCUCGGUCAAGCUGUACAUGGUAUAGGGUUUACACCAAUGUUUACACUGGGGACGGCUUACGUGGACGACAACUCUAAGUCAGAAUCUACGGCAGUAUAUUUAGGUAUCAUAUAUGCAAUCACGGCGUUGGGUGUAGGCGGAGGUUAUAUUGGCGGUGGACAGUUUCUCACUCUUUAUGUAGACUUUAACACCGUCGGCAAUGUUGAUUUGACCCCUGCUGAUCCUCGCUGGGUUGGGGCAUGGUGGGUAGGAUUCAUUGUCACAGCAAUCUGCUUUUUCAUCUUCACCAUUCCAUUAGCUGGAUAUCCGAGAAAUCUACCAGGGUCAGCUGAGAUACGUGCAUCCAGAGAUUCCGACGCAGACGAACAACCUAAAGAGGACGAUCGUACAAUCACGGAAAAGCUAAUUGAGUUCCCUAAAGCCAUCUUUAAAUUGAUUUGUAUACCAACAUACACGCUGGUUGUCCUCGGCGCAUGCGCUGAAACAUUAAUAAUCGGCGGUCUUGCUGCUUUUGCUCCUAAAAUUCUUGAAGAAAAGUUCGAUAUCCUUCCUUCGGAUUCCGGCUUUAUUAUGGGCGCUAUUAUGUUUGUACUGUUUGUAAGUUAUGCUGGCAGCAAAGGAAAUCGACCAAAGUGGAUUGCUGUUGGGUGUGCCAUUAUGGGUGCUGGGUCCGUGAUAUUCCUGUUGCCACAUUUCAUAGCUGACCAAUAUGACUAUCGAGCUGUAGGCGAAACAUCAAAUAUAAGUUAUGUAUGUGACCCUGCACGUGAAAGCACGUGCUUAAAAGAUUUGUCAUCGUCAUUUUAUUUGUACAUAUUCAUGCUCGGUCAAGCUGUACAUGGUAUAGGGUUUACACCAAUGUUUACACUGGGGACGGCUUACGUGGACGACAACUCUAAGUCAGAAUCUACGGCAGUAUAUUUAGGUAUCAUAUAUGCAAUCACGGCGUUGGGUGUAGGCGGAGGUUAUAUUGGCGGUGGACAGUUUCUCACUCUUUAUGUAGACUUCAACACCGUCGGCAAUGUUGAUUUGACCCCUGCUGAUCCUCGCUGGGUUGGGGCAUGGUGGGUAGGAUUCAUUGUCACAGCAAUCUGCUUUUUCAUCUUCACCAUUCCAUUAGCUGGAUAUCCGAGAAAUCUACCAGGGUCAGCUGAGAUACGUGCAUCCAGAGAUUCCGACGCAGACGAACAACCUAAAGAGGACGAUCGUACAAUCACGGAAAAGCUAAUUGAGUUCCCUAAAGCCAUCUUUAAAUUGAUUUGUAUACCAACAUACACGCUGGUUGUCCUCGGCGCAUGCGCUGAAACAUUAAUAAUCGGCGGUCUUGCUGCUUUUGCUCCUAAAAUUCUUGAAGAAAAGUUCGAUAUCCUUCCUUCGGAUUCCGGCUUUAUUAUGGGGGCUGUCACUUUGCUCGGCGGUGCGGGCGGUAUGGUGCUGGGUGGGGUACUGAUCAGGCGUUUUAGGUUUGGCGUGGUUGGCAUGGUACGACUCUGCGUUCUUAUGUCGCUUUUAGCUAUUGUUAUUGGAGGAGGAUUUUUCAUUGGUUGUCCAGAAAUAGAGUUUGCUGGCGUCACAACAGCUUAUGGCACGAAGUGCAAAGUGAUUGAAUCAACAAAUCUAGAUGCCUCUUGCAAUACCGGAUGUGCGUGCGAUACACAGAAGUUUGAGCCUGUGUGUGGUAGUGACAGUAUACUUUAUUUUACACCUUGUCAUGCCGGAUGUAGCUAUGAUUACGUCAUUGACCCGAAACAUCUCACAAAGAUUUAUAAUAACUGCACCUGCGUUACGGAGAACAUUCAACAACUUAGCACUUCCGCUUUGACAGGAACUGCUCAGACUGGGAAAUGCGCAACUUCCUGUGACGUCAUGUACCUGUUUAUAUUGCUUUUGUUCGUCGCCAUGCUAAUGACGUUCACAACAGUGACUCCUGCUUCAAUGGCCAUUUUACGAUGUGUACCAGAUGAUCUGAGAGCUCUUGGUUUAGGGCUACAGUGGGUGUGUCUUCGACUCCUGGGAACUAUACCUGGCCCAGUAUUAACCGGAAGUGUCACUAGAUAG